UGGAAGUGGGAAACUUCGAUCCGUGUUCAUACUUUCAAGCUCGAAAAAAGUAUUACUCGAAAAUAACAAAUGUCUGGACGAGUAAAUACACAUGAGACAUAGCUGGCUAUCCAGAUGGCAGUGUGGAAACUGAAUCAAAGGUUUUGAAUUUCUCUGUAAGAGGUCUGCGUGAGUAAGCAAAGCUCAUCAUGGCAAGCAGAGAGGUCAACGAGACCACGCCCCUGUUGGACAGCUCUCCGUCUGUGAACCGAGCUCCAGCGUCGGUCUUCCAGGGCAGGAGACUGGCGUGUGCUGCGGUCCUGCUGGCCGAAUCCUUGGAACGAGUGGCGUUCUAUGGCAUCACCUCCAACCUGGUCCUCUUCCUCAACGGUGGCCCUUUCUACUGGGAGGGCACGCAGGCCAGCCAGGCCCCCUUGGUCUUCAUGGGGGUCACUUACCUGGUGUCUCCGUUUGGCGGUUGGCUAGCAGACGCGUAUUUGGGGAAGUUCUGCACCAUCGCGUGCAGUUUAUGCCUUUACCUCCUGGGGAUGCUGUUCUUCCCCUUUAUCGCGGACGAGAACUCCAGGAAUGCCCUGUGUGGGGAGGAAAUGGCUUUCCCCGUGCUGCCCCCAGAAUGCCUAAGCAACAGCAGUACACCCCCUAGCAACGUGUCCUGCCCCACCCGAACGCCCUACUGUGGGGCUGCAAUCUACAGUGGCCUUGUCCUCAUUGCCUUGGGUGUGGGCACAGUGAAGUCGAACAUCACUCCCUUCGGGGCUGACCAGGUAAAAGACAGAGGAUCGGAGGCAACACGCCGGUUCUUCAACUGGUUCUACUGGUGUAUCAACCUGGGGGCCAUCUUGUCUCUGGGCGGCGUGGCCUACAUCCAGCAGAACGUCAGCUUCCAGCUGGGCUACAUCAUCCCGGCCGUGUGCCUGGGCGUCUCGCUGCUGGUGUUUCUGCUGGGCCGCGUGGUCUUCAUCACCAAACCUGCCGACGGCAGCGCGUUCACCGACAUGUUCAAGAUCCUGGGCUUCGCCUGCUGGUCUUCACAAAGGCCGAAAGAACCCAACCUGCUCCGGCCCAAACCAACGCUGCUGGAUGCUGCCAAAGUAACCUAUGGAGGGAAGUUUCCAGAGGAGAAAGUGGAAGAAUUGAAAGCCUUGGUGAAAAUCAUCCCUGUUUUUCUGGCUCUCAUCCCUUACUGGACCGUGUACUUCCAGAUGCAGACCACAUAUAUCCUUCAGAGCCUGCACUUAAAGAUCCCUGCAUUUCCUGGCAAUGUCACCCUCAACACCACUGCCCAGCACCUGGUGCUUUUCCGUUUCCCGGCAGCGUGGCUCACCAUGUUCGACGCCGUGCUCAUCCUCAUGCUGAUCCCGCUGAAGGACAAGGUGGUGGACCCCAUCCUCAAGCGCAGAGGCCUGCUGCCCUCCCCGCUCAAAAGGAUCGCCGUGGGCAUGUUCUUCGUCAUGUGGUCGGCGGUCGCUGCCGGAAUCUUGGAGACCAAGCGGCUCGACAUCGUCAGGACGUAUGGCACCAUCGACCAGAUCAUCAGCGGCGUCACCUACCGUGCGGCCGACCUGCCCAUCUGGUGGCAGGUCCCCCAGUACGUGCUCAUCGGGAUCAGCGAGAUCUUCGCCAGCAUUGCAGGUCUGGAGUUUGCCUACUCGGCCGCCCCCAGGUCCAUGCAGAGUGCCAUCAUGGGCCUGUUCUUCUUCUUCUCUGGUAUCGGCUCCUUCGUGGGCUCAGGCCUGCUGGCCCUCGUCUCCCUCAAGGGCAUCGGGUGGAUGUCUUCUCACAAAGACUUCGGUAACAUCAACGACUGCUCCCUCCAUUACUACUUCUUCUUGCUGGCGGGUAUCCAGGGAGCCACCCUGCUGCUCUUCCUUAUCGUCUCGGUGAAAUAUGACAGGCAGAAAAUUAGAGCAGGGAGCCAGAGGCAAGGGAGUGUCACCUCCUGACCCCGAGAGCCGGACUCUGAGGGUAACCCGCUGUCCCCGCCAUUCUGACGCCCGCCCUGACCCGCUGCAGCGACCUGCCCCGGCUGGAUCUGUCAGCAGCGGCAGCAAAAAAAAAAAAAAAAAAGUGUCCCUUUUUUCCUGCUUUACGAUUUUUAAGUUUGACCUGUGGAGCAGAAGUACUCUUAAUAUAAA
This is a messenger RNA of Megalops cyprinoides (Indo-Pacific tarpon), 2135 nucleotides long. It is a transcript of the gene slc15a4, whose product is annotated as solute carrier family 15 member 4. Gene Ontology annotation, molecular function: transmembrane transporter activity. Lineage: Eukaryota; Metazoa; Chordata; Actinopteri; Elopiformes; Megalopidae. Gene Ontology annotation, biological process: oligopeptide transport; transmembrane transport. The record is from RefSeq and is a predicted model, not a curated record. Gene Ontology annotation, cellular component: membrane. The transcript has 9 exons. The coding region runs from base 189 to 1943 and encodes 584 amino acids.